AUGUACGACAGAUACCCAGGCUAUCCUCCCAACGACAGCUACGGCCACUACGGCGGCUACCAAGGUCCUCCCCAACCUGGAUAUGGUGCUUAUGGUGCUUAUGGCGGCUACAAUGGCUACAAUGGCUAUCCUCCUCCACAACAAGAAGAAGGUCAAUAUGAUGGUUAUGGCCACAAUGGCUACGGAUACAACAACCAAGCCAAACGCGACAUAGAAUACGACUUUCAAGAAGCUUCUGAUGCUGAAACACCCGACCAGAGCGAAAGAGCCUUUGAUUCCAACGUCGAUGGCUACAAUUACAGAUACUCCGACUGUUCUGGCAAUAAAAAGGCCUUAUUGAUUGGUAUUAAUUAUACUGGUUCAAAGGCCCAACUAAACGGUUGUAUUAACGAUGUUCAAAAUGUCAAAGAGUUCCUCUUAAGAAAUGGCUACUCAGAAGAAAACAUGGUUAUAUUGACUGAUGACCAAAGCAACCCCAGAGCCAUUCCAAUAAAACAAAACAUAUUGGAUGCAAUGGGCUGGUUAGUCAGUGGUGCAUCUCCUAACGAUUCAUUGUUUUUUCAUUUCUCUGGCCAUGGAACCCAACAAGAAGACACAGAUGGUGACGAAGUUGAUGGAUAUGAUGAAGCCAUUGUUCCAUUGGAUUAUGAAGAGAGUGGAAUGAUAGUUGAUGAUGUUCUCCACCAUACAAUGGUUAAACCAUUACCUGAAGGUUGCAGAUUGACUGCAUUGUUCGAUUGUUGUCACUCAGGCUCAGCAUUGGAUUUGCCAUACACCUACUCAACCAAGGGAUUGCUNAAGGAACCAAAUUUGGCUGAAGAAGCUGGACAGGGACUCUUGGAAGCUGUCCAGUCCUAUAUGGCUGGAGAUACCACCUCUGCUAUGAGGUCUAUCUUUGGUGCUGUUAAGGUUUUUAUGAAUGGCUCAAACGAUGAAGCUCACGAGAAAACGAAGAAAACCAAAACCUCACCAGCAGAUGUCAUCAUGUUGAGUGGUUGCAAAGAUGAUCAAACAAGUGCCGAUGCAAGUAUCGGUGGUGAAGCUACUGGUGCAAUGUCCUAUGCUUUUAUGAAAGUCAUGAAUAGUGGCAAACAACAAUCAUAUCUCAGUUUAUUAAACAAUACAAGACAAAUUCUUGAGGGUGAAUAUAGUCAAAAGCCCCAGUUAAGUGCCAGUCAUCCAAUUGAUGUCUCUCUCAAAUUUUCAUUUUGA
Ascoidea rubescens DSM 1968 is the source of this 1212-nucleotide messenger RNA. RefSeq names its product caspase family protein. Gene Ontology annotation, molecular function: cysteine-type endopeptidase activity. The coding region runs from base 1 to 1212 and encodes 403 amino acids. The transcript has a single exon. Lineage: Eukaryota; Fungi; Ascomycota; Saccharomycetes; Ascoideales; Ascoideaceae. The record is from RefSeq and is a predicted model, not a curated record. Gene Ontology annotation, biological process: proteolysis.